UUUUUUGACAUUUCAGCUAGGGAGAAGGCUAUUGUUAUUAAUCUGGAGUUCAUAAAGGCUAUUGUGACUGCUGAAGAAGUGCUGCUCUUGGAUCCCCUGUGUCAGGAAGUUCUCCCUUUUGUGGAACAUCUGAGACAACAAAUUCGUCUGAACUCUCCAUCAAAAGUUCACGGGCAUGUCCAUGAUGAUGUUCAGGGUAAAAAAAUGUUAUCAACUGAAGGACAAUGGCUGCACAAUGAGAAAGGUGAAGAUGAAGAGGAGCUUCCAUUUGAGUUUCAGGUGCUAGAGGUUGCGUUGGAAUUUGUAUGCACCUAUCUAGAUUCAAGUGUGUCUGAUCUAGAAAGAAAUGCAUAUCCUGUAUUGGAUGACUUGGCUAUGAAUGUCAGCACCAAGAACUUGGAACGCGUUCGCAGCUUAAAAAGCAACCUAACUCGCAUUCUUGCUCGUGUUCAAAAGGUUAGGGAUGAAAUUGAGCACCUCUUGGAUGAUAAUGAAGAUAUGGCGCAAUUGUAUUUGACAAGAAAGCAGAUCCAGAACCAACAAUUUGAAGCUUUGAUGGCUUCUGCAACUUCAAACAGCAUAGUUCUUGCACCAAACCUUACAAGGCUAAAUUCUAAUGUUAGAGGCAGUGCAAGCUUUGCUAGUUUCCCUUCAGAUGAUAAUAAUGUGGAGGAUUUGGAAAUGUUGUUGGAGGCUUAUUUCAUGCAAUUGGAGGGGACCCGAAAUAAAAUACUUUCGGUUAGGGAAUACAUCGAUGACACAGAAGACUAUGUGAACAUUCAACUCGACAGUCAUCGAAAUGAACUGAUUCAGCUCCAGCUGGUACUGGGCAUCGCAUCGUUUGCGAUCGCAAUAAACACAUUAGUAGCUGGGCUUUUUGCGAUGAACAUUCCAUGUGAUUUGUUUCAAGUCCCACACAUCUUCACACCCUUUGUAGCAGGAACAUCAGCAGGCUCUUUCCUCAUCUUCUUGCUUGUGCUGGCUUAUGCUAGAUGGAAGAAGCUGCUUGGUUCCUGAGAUAUCCUUGUACUCUUUUUUGCUUCCAGUGGCUUAAACCAAGAUCCUUUUUUACUUGUUCUCACAACUAAAAUACAAAGAAUCUGGAAUACUAAGCUGCUUGGUGAUCAAAUCUUUUCAGAACUGGGAAGAGUAUUCAUUAUCAGGCAAAGGCUGGGUGGUAAAUAAGCCUUUUUUUCAAGUAACUCUUGCUUUAAUUUUUAGUUUCUUAUUAUAGAUUCUGAAUAAGAUUUAGUUUACAUCAGCAGCAAGAUGCGAAAUUGCAAUGUAUUUUAUUCAUGAAUAAAUUUGUCUGCCAGAAGUUGCUUUU
Dendrobium catenatum is the source of this 1327-nucleotide messenger RNA. RefSeq names its product putative magnesium transporter MRS2-G. The record is from RefSeq and is a predicted model, not a curated record. Gene Ontology annotation, biological process: magnesium ion transport. Gene Ontology annotation, molecular function: magnesium ion transmembrane transporter activity. The annotation marks the transcript as partial. The transcript has 3 exons. Lineage: Eukaryota; Viridiplantae; Streptophyta; Magnoliopsida; Asparagales; Orchidaceae.